This is a messenger RNA of Vitrella brassicaformis, 2015 nucleotides long. The record is from the annotation of a GenBank genome assembly. Lineage: Eukaryota; Vitrellaceae.
GUUUCGAUUCAUUCACAUCAGGCGCAGCGUCUUGCUACCUGUCUCAUGGCCCCCAUGCACAGACAUUCAUCCCACGGUACGCACAUGCAGAGAGGAGAGGAGGGCCUCGAUAUGUUCUCAACACAUGCACGCACCCUCUCAUAGUAACACAUACACUUCCAGGCGGUCGGCAUGGCAGUGACUGCUGUGAGUAAUUCUGCCUCGCAUCAUGUCAUAUCAUAACACGAAACGUCGUCAAAACGGCCGUGGCCGUGUGUCGGUCGAUCUGUCCCCACGCCGACAGCCCCAUCAACACCAAAAGACAAAACAUGUAUGGGAAAACUUCGGUACGUGUGUACAUCCUUUCUACACGUGUAAGAGGAGAGAAGGCCCAGCCACGAUGGCUACCGAUUGAAACGGGACAGAGAUAAAGAGGGAGAGAGAGAGAGAGAGAGAUGGAGGGACGGAGGGCGGCCUAGCGCUAGCAUCGUGUGUGCAUCAGGCACUUGAUACAGGCAUCGGUUCUCCGACAGCCUGCCUCACGACACACUACAAUACAAUACACGCCACACGGCUGUCCAACCUCGUCCAAAAAAGAAGAAAGGGAGUCCCGUCCCGUCCCGUCUCGUCUCAUUCAUCCCAUCCACCAAGGCGAAGACAAACAAGACGAAUCGUGUGUCAGUAGAGGAGUAGAGGGAUCCAUCCCCUCACUUCAACUCCUCAUCUCCCUCCAGCCCGCUGUCUGUCUGUCCGUUCUAUGAGUCAGUCACCGAAAGCGAACUGCAUGCCGGGAAGGACCAGUUGAAGAUUUGUGUGCAUGUAAUCGUCGUUCAUCGGAAGGUCGGUCGACAGGCGGAGAGCACUGCGGGGCGAUGACUUUGUCCCCACACCGUCCACAGACAAUGUCACGCCAUACCUGCAUCCACACACACAGACGGAUGGGCCUGCACCCACUGUUUCGAGAUCAUUUGCCGCACUGGCUCGCUCACCUUGUGUUGUUGGUGCUGUUGCCGGGCGUCUUGGGAGGCAGUAUUUUCAGUCACUUGUGCGGACGGAUCAGUCGCAAAAUGGGAUGUCAGACCCCACCGGGCGGAUGUUCUGACCCGCACUCACAUCGCCUGGCCAUUCACAGAGGCGUACACAGGGCACGCAGUCAGUCCACAGACACAGAAAUGAGUGCCCUCCCUCUGCUCACUCACAGGUCAGGAUGGUCACCGUCUGCUUGUCCACAUUGCACUGCUCCACAGGCACCUGAGCGAGUGAUUGACACCCAUACACACGUGGAGGAUGGGCAACAUGGGGUCUUUCCGCUGCACUCACCAUAGCACUUGCACCGUCUGGCACUUUCGCGCCUGUCGUGAUGUAAGAUGCCUCGCCUGCACAACACGGACAGACACAGGGAGGUAUGGGCCAUCUCGCGCUGCCCUCGCAGACACACCUCUCUCUCACCGGGCUUGAGCGUAACGAUCCCCUCGGCGCCGGCAAAGCUCUCGCUGACGAUGGAAUACGCUGCUGACACAAACCAAGGAUCAGACGACCAAGUCGUUUGACAGUGCUGAAGGCGGCCAGCCCUUUGCCUACCUGAUCCACUCCCUCCCAAGUGAAGUGCAUAGCCGUCCUGAUGGAUGGAUGGAUUGACCAACCAACACAGACAGACACCAUCACACAUAGCAGCUCACGUCGUUCGCUGAGUGACACGUGCUGGCUCACCACGAUGGAUGCAGGGAAUGCGGGAUGGGGAAACGGAGCCGUCACGUCCUCCGCCUGUCACACACAAGCAGAAGGACCCUUGCACACACUGCAAAGCGUGAUCUCCAUCUCCGUCUGUGAUCUUCCUUUCUGACCAGGGUGCGUCCGAACGCCGACUGGAUGGCCACAGUGUCAGUCGUGGCGGGGCCUCUCUUCUUGACUGCCUCCAUCACGUGCUGCAGCCCUUCAGCCACUGACAGCAUCGGAUAAGAGGACUUCUCGGAGCCGCCAUCGCGAGAUCUGAUAUCGAUAUGCGCUGCCUCACGCGAUAUCGCCCAGAAGUUCCC